Molecule: messenger RNA, 1986 nt
Organism: Laccaria bicolor S238N-H82
Lineage: Eukaryota; Fungi; Basidiomycota; Agaricomycetes; Agaricales; Hydnangiaceae
Exons: 8
Coding region: 1-1986 (661 amino acids)
Source: RefSeq, a predicted model, not a curated record
AUGGAGUCAAGCCAGCUUGCGCAGGCUGGUCAACCCUUAACGCACCAGGAGUCGAGGGACAAUGUAUACGGCGCCGCUCUCGGUGGUGGAGACAACCCCUGGGCCCCAUUCAAUUCAAAGAAAGACUGGGAGAUUGCUAGAUGGGCGAAACUUCGAGGAGCUGGGUCGACAGCAUUUUCAGAGCUUCUGGCAACCGAUGGUGUCCACGAUGCCCUCAAUUUGUCAUACAAAAACUCGGAAGAACUCAAUCGAAUCAUCAACACUAAAUUGCCUGGACGGCCACAAUUCACAUGUCGGGAGGUUGUGCAGAGUGGCGAAGUUGUAGAGUUCUACAUGCGUGAUAUCAUAGAAUGUCUUCGCGCUCUGUGGGGUGACCCAGACUUUGAUGGCGACCUCAUUCUUGAGCCUGAGCGACUCUAUGCGGAUGAAGACAUGACAAUUCGCAUUUAUCACGAGAUGAACACCAGAAAGUGGUGGUGGGAGACACAGAACAUCACGAUCGUACCUAUCAUAAUUUCAUCGGACAAAACCCAGCUCACGCAAUUCCGUGGCAAGCAGGCUUACCCCAUCUACCUCACCAUCAGCAACAUUCCAAAGCACAUUUGUCGAAAACCUUCUCGACAAGGUCAAGUCUUGCUGGCCUAUCUCCCAACAUCAAAACUUGGUCAUAUCACAAAUAAAUCUUCCCAUCAUCGCUGCAUCUCGAACCUCUUCCACCAUUGCAUGCAGACCAUUGUCAAGCCAUUGGAGCGUGCUGGGCAUGACGGAAUCAUUCUCAUCAGUGGAGAUGGUGCUGCGAGAAGGUGCUUCCCAAUUCUUGCCGCCUACGUGGGGGAUUAUCCGGAACAAGUCCUUGUCUCGCUGGUGAAAACUGGCACUUGUCCCAUCUGUCCUGCACCACGAGAUGAGAUAGGCGACUGGGACAGUAUUCUUGAGCCUCGCGAUGCCCAGAAUGUUAUUGAAGCUCUCAAUGCCAUCGAUAAAGGGGCUACUGAGUUCAUGAAGGCAUGCGCUGAUGCAGGAAUCAAGCCUGUCCAGUGCGUUUUCUGGAAAAACCUUCCCUACAUUGACAUCUCCUCUCUAUCACGCCUGACAUCCUGCAGCAAUUGUAUCAAGGGCUGCUCAAAUAUCUCAUCGGGUGGAUUCGGGCUAUUUCUUUUGGCAUUGGUUGCCGAUGUUCGUCUUCCUGAUGGCCAUUCCAAUGUGCGACUAGUUCGUACAGUCCGCGCAGUCCUCAAUUUCAUUUAUCUAGCCAGAUACCCUAUUCACACAUCCAAAACACUGGCUCAGAUGAAUGAUGCUCUUCACACAUUCCACGUAAACUGUGAUAUUUUGGUUUCUCUUGGUAUCCGGACCCAUUUCAACAUUCCGAAGCUUCACAAUGCCAGUCAUUAUUACGAAUUGAUUCAGCUCUAUGGUACAGCCGACAAUUUCAACACAGAAUUUACCGAGCGGCUUCACAUUGAUCUUGCAAAGGAUGUGCAGCAGAUGGCAAAGCACCCAACCCAUCAAGGUGUGCCCAUUGAUGUCAUUUGCACGAAGUACGGUGCUACACAAUUUAUCCCAGCUCUAUCAUGUUUCGUUGCUCAAUAUCAACAUCCCGAAUACUUGAAAGCCCAAGUUGAAGCUGCCUCCACCUCUAUUCACAUUCCUUUCUCCAAAAUUUCUGUCUUUCAUCAUCUGAAAUUCAUCAGCUAUGAUGUAUACAGCCUGAAUCCUCUUGACAAAAUUGUGGUUGACUCAAUACACACUGAUCCAGUGCAUUUCGACAAGUAUAGAAAUGUUGUUCCUGGGCGAUUUGACACUGCUGUUGUUCGGGUUAAGGACUCUGAUGGUGGCGCCAGUUUGAACUUGGAAGGAUCAAAAUUCCAAGUUAUUCAAGGUUUCGCGCUUGGUGGCUCGGGGAGAGCACCAUACAAUGUUUUUGACAAUGAUCCUGAUGAUCAAGAUCCAACAAAACCAUGGCUUGCUGAGUUCUGCAAGUAG